UGAUAGUAAACACGGAAGUAGCUUCAGUUCCUCGUCAGUCUGGUCUCGUUAGAGUUAGGUCGGUUCCGUUACCGGGUUAGUGUUGGAUCUACCGUCAGCCUGGUUCAGGUCUGGUUCUGUUAACGGUGUGUCGGUUUAAAGCUCCGUUACCGGGUCAGUUUACCGGGUAACCGUCUCCUCAGCGGGUUGUUUCUCCUCCGGUCAGAGUCGGUCAGAGUCGGUUAGAGUCGGUCAGAGUCGGUCAGAGUCGGUCAGAGUCGGUGUGUUAGUGUUAGUGAUAGUGUUGGGUUUCUCUCGGAGCAUCAUGAUGGAUGGAGUUCAUCUCUUCACUUUGAGUCUGAUUCUAGUUUCAACUUUAACUUUAAAGAUCAACAGCAGCUCAACAUCUGGACUGAAGAGAACCAGCAGAGCGAAGGUUCUGGGUUUCGACUGGAAGAACUGUGGGAAGCCAGAUGCUCCAGCUGUUCUGAAGACUCUGACUGUGAGUCCAGACCCGAUCUCCAUCCCAGGAGACCUGAUGGCCUCCGCCUCUGGAUCCACAUCUGUAGAGCUCGCUGCUCCGCUGUCUGUGAAUGUGACCCUGGAGAAGGAGGUGGCAGGUUUCUGGGUGAAGGUGCCGUGUGUGGAGGAGUUGGGCAGCUGUCACUAUCCGGACGCUUGUGAUAUCCUGAACCAGCUGAUCCCUCCGGGUCAGGACUGUCCUGAACCGCUGCACACCUACGGACUGCCCUGCCGCUGCCCCUUCAAAGCUGGCUCGUACUCGCUGCCUCAGUCGGACUUCUACCUGCCCUACAUGGACCUGCCCUACUGGCUGACCAACGGGAACUACCGCGUCCAGGGCGUCCUGGGCAGCCAGGGCAAAGAGCUGGGCUGCCUCAAAGUGGCUCUGUCCCUCCACUCCGACUGAACCGACACCACCGGCAGUCAGGGCGCUUACGCUUCCUGUUUAUUUGUUUAUUUGCACAUAAAAACGAUCAAAAAUUGGGAAACGAAAGCAGAAGUUGCACAAAGUACUGAAAGUGAUAAACCUCACAGGGAUCCGUAACAAAUGUUGAUGUGAGACGAACUAAAUGGCUGCACAGUUCAGUUAGAGGAAGACCAGAAAGAUUUUUGGAAACACAAAUCUAUAAAAUAGUACAAGACCUGAAGGCCAAACUAAUAAUAAUAAUAACAGACUAAAUACAGACCGUACGUUGUUUUUAAAGGUGCUAUAUGAAGCAACAAUACAUCCCCAAAAACCUGAACAACUGACAUCAUGCUGCUGUUUGUUAACAUCCAUUAAAUGAGCCGAUAGGAAGCCACGACCGGCAGCUGUUCUGGUUCUGUUCUGGUUCUGUUCUGGUUCUGUUCUGGUUCUGUUCUGGUUCUGGUGAGUCACAAAGUGAGUUUCAAUCAUCAUCGAUUCAUUUUUAAAGCCUUUAACAUAUGAAUAGAUGUAAAAAAACAACGUAUGAAUGAGAUCUGAUUAUUGAUGAAGCUCAUCACGUCAAACCAACGUAUGAAAGAGAUCUGACGUCAAAGAGUUUGGAUUGGAUUAAUUCAUUUAGAUUAAUGUAAUGGAAGCAGAUGAUGCCUCCUCUGCUGGAUCUGUGUUUUAUGAUGAACCAGUAGUUUAAAGUAAUAAUGCCCUUCAUUCAUUCUCAUGUGCUCUUUCCUCUUCUCUCUCAUGCUGUGUGUGAUUUGGGUUUAAAAAGUGCUUCAUUCAUCGAGUGUUUCUUUUCUAAAUGGGGAUGUUUUAAAUGAAAAAGUGUUUUCAGCUGUUGAGUCGAAGCUCUGCUGGGAAUUAAGCAGCGCUCUUUUUAUCUCACUUGAUUUUGACUUUGAUUGUUAAGAUUUACUCCAUCUGUGUAUUUUUACAAAGUGCCUGAUUAGAUAUUAUUAAGGAGGAAUAAAUGAAUAAGUGAUAUGGAGGAGUUAUAGGUUGAUUUUAAUUAGUUUGUUUUCUACAGUGUUGAUAACAAUGAUGAUGAAUUCUGUUUUUGAAUGAUUCCACACACUGUACAGUUUUUAAUAAACAUUAAACUGCA
Molecule: messenger RNA, 2027 nt
Organism: Sebastes umbrosus (honeycomb rockfish)
Lineage: Eukaryota; Metazoa; Chordata; Actinopteri; Perciformes; Sebastidae
Product: ganglioside GM2 activator-like
Exons: 4
Coding region: 305-907 (200 amino acids)
Biological process (GO): ganglioside catabolic process; lipid transport
Cellular component (GO): cytoplasmic side of plasma membrane
Molecular function (GO): enzyme activator activity; lipid carrier activity
Source: RefSeq, a predicted model, not a curated record